Fundulus heteroclitus (mummichog) is the source of this 2454-nucleotide messenger RNA. Its product is annotated as coiled-coil domain-containing protein 80-like. Lineage: Eukaryota; Metazoa; Chordata; Actinopteri; Cyprinodontiformes; Fundulidae. The transcript has 5 exons. The record is from RefSeq and is a predicted model, not a curated record. The annotation marks the transcript as partial.
UCCCGGGGCAGCUCCUCCUGACGUGACGUUGCGUCGCCAAGAGUCCGGAGGCUGAGGUUUGUGUGGACAAGGCUCCAAAAGGCUCUCAUUUGCCAAAGGGGGCCCUGGAAAGAGGCAGAGCCGAUUUUUCCUGUGCAGUCUCUGCGAGCCUUGGACGGGAAUUCUUCCUUUCAUUCAUCCGGAAGCGUCUCUAUCUGGAAAUAGGACCGAUGAGAAGUUUAAUCGAUGUCGUUAAAGCGACCCAACACGAUCGAAAACUUUUCUCUCAGACAGUUCAUUGGUUUUCUUCCAUGCGUGUGAAUUAUUGAGCGUUGGAGCUUAUCCUGUUAUCUGCGGGAGCCGAAGUGUUUCUGCGAUGAGUUUGUGGGUUUAACUUGACGCACAGCCUAUUCCGCCUGUUUUUGUGAGGUUCAGAAGCGGAGGGCAUGCUCUGAGAGCAAUCCUGCUGAACAACUGUGCGUCCUCCCCCGUCUGUCUUCAUCUGGACUUAAUAGGCAACAAAUGUUGUGAAGGAACAGCAGGACAGCGCCGAAGCUCCACCGCUGGAUCUUUUUUCUUUUUACGGGUGGGUUGGUUUACUUGACGGAUCCACAAUGAGGGCGUUUAUUUGUGUGAGUUUGGCUCUGAUUUGUCUGCUCACCUGGACCGAAGCCGACAGACAGACUCAUCUGAAGCGGGUGCAACUCCACCGACGCGCAAAAACUGGACGUGCCCAGCUGCGCGCAACGGACAAGGCGGGCUUCGCCGGGCGCUUGCGCCCGGGGUUUGGAUCUGCGAUCACCAUGCACAGCUCAAACACUGCGGCGAAUGUGCAAUCUGACGAAGGGACCCCAGUUCCCGUCCGGACAGGGGCACUGAAGGGCAGGAGAGGGGGAGGUCAGGGCGUGUUGGCUCGGAGAGGCGGCGCCGGACAGAUUGGCUUGCCGGAGCGGUCGGACGUGUUGCAAGAUGAGGGCACCCCUGGAGCAAGAGCCAGGAUCUCCAGGAUGCCAAACAGCGCGGGGUCACCCAACCUGCUGGCCAGUUUCGCAGGGAAGAACCGAGUCCUGGUGAUCUCGGCGCCCCAUGAGUCCGACGGGUACUACCGGCUCAUGAUGUCGCUCCUGAAACCGGACGUGUACUGCGAGCUGGCCGAGAGACACGUCCACCAGAUCGUGAUGUUCCAUCAGGAGGGGGAGAUGGGGGGCAAGGUGAGAAGGAUCACCUCUGAGGGGAAGGUGCUGCAGGAGCCACUGGACACAGCGCUCAUCCCCAGGCUCAUGAGCUUCCUCAAACUGGAGAAGGGCAAGUUUGGAAUGGUGCUGCUAAAGAAAACGCUGCAGGUGGAGGAGAAGUACCCCUACCCCGUCAGACUGGAGGCCAUGUAUGAGGUCAUUGACCAGUCGCCCAUGAGAAAGAUGGAGAAGCUACGCCAGAAGGGCUUUGUCCAGAAGUGUAAAGCAGCAGGUGUGGAGGGUCAGGUGGAGGAUGUCACUCGCACAGCUGUAGAGAGAAAACCAAUAAAGAAGAUCCCUAGAAAGCCUACACAGGCCUCAACAACAGCUGCUACAACCACCACAACAACUAUACGGCCCACAACAACAACUACACCAACAACAACCACAACUACUACUACAACGAGGCCUACUACUACCACUACCACCACAACCAAAGCUACAACAACCACAACCAGAACUACAACAACCACCAAACCCACCACCACUACAACCCAGAGAACCACCACCACAACCCAGAGACCCACAAGAGGCCCACCCACAGCACCUUGGCUCCCAGCUAGCAGAACUACAGCGGAUCCUUACUAUGAGAACCACAGAGAGAGGUACCCGGCUAAAACCACUCCGGCCGGAGACAACCACACUGACAAGGACAACAGAGAUUCACACAGCCACAGGCGGUUGCCUGUUUCCCACAAACCCACGAAGGCCAAGUCCAGCAAGAAGAAGAAUGAGGCAGAAAAGGUAUCAACUAAAGCCUAUGAGGACAACAAUGAACCCAGCCAGCCAACUUCGAGAGAUCCAGAGGAGAUGGAAUCUGUCCCAGAUGUCAGUCCAACAAAAAAAGUCAAAAGCAAGCAUGAUAAGAAGAGGAAAAAGAGUGACAAGAAUUUCAAGAAAGCUGACAGGAGAGGAGGAAAACCUGGGAAAGAAGUGAAGAUCGGAGGAAAGAAAAAUGGAAAGAAGCUGACAAAGUACCCAGAAAAACAGGACUACCCAAAACCCACAAAGAAGCCAACGCCUCCUCCCAAGGGCUCCCUGGCCUCUUUUCUGGACUACUUUGAGAACAGGAGGCGGCUGCUGCUGAUUACGUCACCCAGUGAGGAGAACAGAAUGUAUGUUCAGCAGAAGGACGAGUACCUAGAGUCCGUGUGUGAGAUGGCCAUCAGGAAAGUUUCCAUCAUCACCAUCUUUGGCUCCCUGACCAACUCCACCAUGAAAAUCGACCACUAUCAGAUAG